UCAGAGCGGCGACAGAGCCCUCGCAGACAGAGUUGAACGAUGGAGGGUUUUUGUGUGUUUGAAUUUUAGGCCUGCCCACUCAGUGUUCAUUUCUGAUCAGCAUUUUCGCCAAAAACCCGCCAUUCAUUCCCACCCUUUUACUCUAGUCCCUCCAAAUUCCCUCUGUGACGCCAACCGCUCACAUUGCAACCAUACGCUUUCUUUAUUCUUGCCCUCUUUGCUAGGGUUUCAUCUAUUGGUCUCCAUUUCCAUUCCAUUGCCGGAGAGCUCAAUGGUCACUCCAAAGGAACUCCUAUCCACACUCGAAUCAGCACUUCUCGGCCCCUCGCAUCCUUCUGCCGCUCAGAGGGUCGAGCUCUUGCAUGCGAUUCGCAGCUUACUUCCCUCUUUUCGUUCUCUCCUCUCCUAUCCGCCUCCAAAGCCCUCUGAUCGAAGUCAAGUACAAUCAAAAUCAGUUAGACUUCCGGAUUCUCCGCCUCUCUCUCUCGAUGAACAGGAUGUACAGAUUGCUCUCAAGUUGAGUGAUGACCUCCAUCUCAAUGAAAUUGACUGUGUUCGAUUGCUUGUUUUGGCUAAUCAAGAGUGGGGUUUAAUGGGAAGAGAACCGCUAGAAAUUGUGCGCCUUGCAUCAGGACUCUGGUAUACUGAAAGAAGGGAUUUAAUAACAUCUCUCCAUUUGCUGUUUAGGGCUGUGGUUCUUGAUCAAGGCUUGGAAGAAGAUUUAUUGUCUGACAUUCAGAAAUACUUGGAAGAUCUCAUAAACUCUGGACUUAGACAACGUUUCAUAUCUCUAAUUAAGGAACUUAAAAGAGAAGAACCAUCUGGCUUGGGUGGACCUCUGUCUGAGCGCUACCUUCUUGAUUCAAGAGGUUCCCUUGUGGAGCGGCGAGCUGUGGUUUCAAGAGAAAGACUUAUACUUGGACAUUGUCUUGUCCUUUCUGUUUUGAUUGUUCGGAUGAGUUCGAAGGAUGUAAAAGAUAUCUUUUCUGCUUUAAAAGAUAGUGCUUCCGAAGUCGGUGAGAAAAAUGAUACUGUCAAUCAUCAGAUAACCUUUAGUCUUUUCUUUUCUCUUGUGAUUGCAUUCGUCUCAGAUGGUUUAAGUACUGUGCCUGAUAAAGCAUCUAUCCUUUCCUCUGAUGCUUCCUUCAGACGAGAAUUCAAUGAAAUUGUAAUGGCUGCUGGAAACAAUCCAAUGGUUGAGGGCUUUGUUGGUGGCAUUAGGCUUGCUUGGGUGGUACAUUUGAUGUUAAUACUAGAUAGAAUUGCUUCAAGGGAGUCGAUUUCAAGCAGUUCAUCAAAUGAAAUGGGUUAUCUUAGUCAAGGCUUGGAUGUCAUUUUCUCAGAAAAUGUCUUUCAGUUUUUACUGGAUAAAGUUCUUCGUACUGCAGCCUACCAGAAUGAUGAUGAGGAUAUGAUUUAUAUGUUCAAUGCUUAUCUUCACAAGUUGAUUACUUGCUUCUUGUCUAAUCCACAUGCCAGAGACAAGCAGAUAAAAGAAUCCAAGGACAGGGCCAUGAGUAUGCUUAGUCCAUAUCGUGUUGGUGGAUCACAUGAUUUUGUGCAGGAGCAGAGCUCAAGUUCUCUGCAGGGCACUGAAGCCAGCCCAACACCAUUUGUUUCCAUCUUGGAGUUUGUUAGUGAAAUUUAUCAGAAAGAACCAGAGCUCUUGUCUGGAAAUGAGGUUUUAUGGACAUUUGUAACUUUUUCUGGAGAGGACCAUACAAAUUUUCAAACGCUUGUGGCUUUCCUGAAUAUGCUGAGCACCUUGGCGUUGAGUCAGGAAGGUGCCUCAAAAGUUUAUGAGUUACUGCGAGGGAACGCAUUCCGUUCAAUUGGGUGGAGCACUUUGUUUGAAUGCUUAGCAAUCUAUGAUGAGAAAUUUAAACAGUCCCUUCAGACUGCUGGGGCAAUGUUGCCUGAAAUUCAGGAGGGGGAUGCAAAAGCUCUUGUGGCAUAUUUGAAUGUUCUUAUGAAGGUUUGA
Molecule: messenger RNA, 1981 nt
Organism: Prosopis cineraria
Lineage: Eukaryota; Viridiplantae; Streptophyta; Magnoliopsida; Fabales; Fabaceae
Product: nuclear pore complex protein NUP205-like
Exons: 13
Coding region: 272-1981 (569 amino acids)
Cellular component (GO): nuclear pore
Source: RefSeq, a predicted model, not a curated record